CCUGAAGAAGGUAAAGUGUACGCAAACUUUAUCACUACCUCGAGAAGAUAUAGAAAAACUAUUUCCAAAAAUUCCCUCGCCUCGAGUAACAAACUUCAAAGCAACUAACAUAACAAUACAAUCUUGAGCAUAUAUUUUUUCCUUGGGCAAAGAACUGUUUAAAAAACAAAAAAAAUAAAGCACUGCUGCACCUGUCAAGGUUCGUUGUUGAUGCGGAAAUGCACACUCUUGACCACUGGAUUAUGCUUCUCUGGCUUGUCAAGAGUGUGCAACAACAUGUAUAUAACCAUAUUCAUCUGACCACCCUUCGUUGGCUGUGGCCGCCACUGAUCUUGAGCUUUCAGACAACAACAGCCUAGUAUAGUCCCAAAAACAGUCGGGAGAGGACAGAGUAUAUAUACACCUUAUCACUAUCUCGAAAAGGUAUACAUAGAAAGACUAUUUUCAAAAAACCCUCGGCUCAAGUAACAACAUCAAAUCAGCUAACAUAACAAAACAGUCUCGAGCUCUAAGACAACAACAACAGCCUAGUUUAGUCCUAAAAGCUAGAUUUUAGAAGAGUAGAAUGUACACAGAUAUUUCUGAAAGACCUCGGCUCGAGUAACGAACAUCAUAGCAGCUAACACAACAAUGAUAAAUGCCACCAAAAUACCCAAAUUCAAAUCUUUCCCUCCUUUACAAGAAACACAAACUUCUUCCCCUUUAUGGCCACCAAAAUUGUCUUCAAUGUCGUUAUCUUUACAAAACUAUAUCAAUUCGGACACUCCAAUUCAUGGCCAAAAGAUACAUUCAUACAUUUUGAAAACCGGGUACAAACCGAAUACCAAUAUACGUAUCAAAUUGUUAAUACUUUAUUUAAAAAGUUCUUGUCUUUUUUACGCCCGCCAAGUGUUUGAUGAAAUGCCUAAACCAACUCUUUCUGCUUAUAAUUACAUGAUUUCGGGCUAUGUGAAAAAUGGGGUUGUUUUAGAAUGCUUUGAUAUGGUUAGAAAGUUGUGUUCUUUGGGGGAAAGGCCGGAUGAGUUUACGUUAUCCAUGAUCUUGAAGGGGUGUAGUAGUGGCUCGACGAAUAGCUAUAUUGGAAAACAGGUUCAUGCACGAGUGUUUAAAUGCGUAGUUGAGGGUGAUGAUGUGCUUUAUACGGCGUUAGUUGACUCGUAUGUGAAGAGUGGGAGAGUGGAUUGUGCAAGGAGAGUGUUUGAUUUGAUGUUGGAAAGGAAUGUAGUUUGUGCGACGUCGUUGAUAUCGGGGUAUAUGGAUCAGGGGAAUAUUGAGGAGGCUGAAGACGUGUUUAGUAAAACAAUGGAGAAAGAUGUUGUGGUGUUUAACGCGAUGAUUGAAGGGUAUAGUAAACGUGUUGAAAAUGGUAAGAAGGCGAUUGAGGUUUAUAUUGACAUGCAACGUUUCGGUUUUAGGCCAAAUAUUUCUACUUUUGCAAGUAUUAUUGGGGCUUGUUCUGCUCUAGCAGCGUUCGAAAUUGGUCAACAAGUUCAAGGACAGAUGAUGAAGACUGAGUUAAUUGAGCAUGUAAAAAUUGGAAGUGCUUUAAUUGACAUGUAUUCAAAGUGUGGAUUGGUUGAGGAUGCAAGAAGAGUCUUUAACCACAUGCCUGAGAAGAAUGUAUUCUCAUGGACUUCGAUGAUUGAUGGAUACGGAAAGAACGGGUAUCCCAAUGAGGCACUUGAACUAUUUAGUAUUAUGCAAGUAGAUCAUCUCAUUGUUCCAAAUUAUGUUACAUUUCUAAGUGCUCUUUCUGCUUGUGCGCAUUCCGGAUUAGUUGCUAAAGGAAGAGAGAUUUUUGAAAGCAUGGAGAGAGAUUACUCUAUGAAGCCAAGGAUGGAGCAUUACGCUUGCAUGGUUGAUAUCUUUGGUCGCUCAGGGAGCUUAAAUCAGGCAUUAGAGUUUGUGAUUAAUAUGACUGAAAGGCCAGAUUCUGAUGUUUGGGCAGCUUUACUCAGUUCUUGUAGACUUCACGGAGACGUCGAAUUGGCUAAUUUAGCUGCCAAUGAGCUUUUCAAGCUAAAUAGCAGUAGUCGUCCGGGGGCAUAUGUUGCACUAUCUAAUGCUCUUGCAGAUGCUGGUAGAUGGGAUGGCGUGAGUGAACUUAGGGAGAUUAUGAAGAUUAGAGGAAUAUCAAAAGGCACAGGCUUCAGUUGGGUUGGCACUGAUGGCAGUUUGAAAGCUUUCUUUGCGGGACAACAGACAUAACCAAAGGGGGUGAAGAGAAAUAGUUUGUUCAUAGUCAAGCAUACUAGCAGCGUUUGCUAGUGAGAGAGGAGUCCACUUUCCCGCAUUUAUCGAUCAGGAUCCUCAAGGCACCAAGAAGGUGUGUUUCUUUGCAUGGUUGGCAGCUAAGGAUGAGAUAUUGGACAACGGAUGAGCUAAGAGAGCAUUUAAAGAUUUGUGGAACUAAAUGUGCUAUGCUUGGAAGUUGGAAUUGCUGUCUCAUGAUUGUGAAGUUGUCAUGAUGAUGAAGCUCAACAGGAGUUGCACGUUUAAGGUCUCCUGCUUCAUGAAUAUUGGUACCAUCAGAAGAAUUCUGCAUAGUAAUACUUGCUGGAUAUAAUUAAUAGUCUACAUUUCCUCCCACGAUUCACAAAGGGUAGUCCAAUGGUGCUGUCAAUAAAAUACUGGUGUCUGGCCUUAAAGGUACUUAUUUCUGCUCGUGGAUUUCGUACAAAAUUAUUGUCCCUGUGGUUCUUUCUGCAGUUUAUUUCUUCUCCUGUUUUUGUGCAACAACAACAUACCCAGUAUAUUCCCACGAAGUGGGUCUGGGUCUCCUGUUCGACAGGCCUCAAGGCUAUGCACUAAUGGAAGUACUGGAGGAAGUAGUACUGAAGAUUUAAAAUGGGGACUCAAGUUUUAAUUAGCUUUCUCAAUAAACAAGUCAAUGAGACGCUAAAGCUGUUUUAGGGCUAAAGAAGUUUCACCAAUUUAAAGAGAUUUAUUCCUGAUUCUUUGACCCAUUACUCCUUCCUUCCCAGCUCCUGUUAUUAAGCUUUGUUGGGGGAUAUUUUGAAUAUGCUGCAUCUUUGUUUUGAAGUAGCUUAAGCUAAUUGAACAUGCGCAAUUGACUUAGAAAGAUGUCUUCUCUUGUUCUCAAAUUUGCUUUUGGUAUCAAUCAUUCUGUCUUAAGACUUUUAGAAGUCAAUAAAGGCAGCUUUUACAAGUCAAUAUAGGUAGUGUUUAGGUAGCCCCUAUUCAUCGGAAAAAGGUAAUCUGUAAUCCGAUCCUACAGCUUCCUGCUGCUUGAAUGUACAGUUUUUUGGACUUCCAUGUAGUCCCAUUACGGAAUGUUCGAGCGCUUGAGGGUCGUGCAAUUUUUUUAGAUUUUCUUGCCAAAUUGCUCUAUUUAAUUGCACUUACUAUUGAAUUCAUCAGCAAGGGACUGCAAGGUGGGGGGAGGGGGGGGGGGGGUGUAAAUUUGUUUGUUUGUAAACUUUUUCAUCAUCUUUGGUUCCAUCUUGGUCUGUUCACUCUGUUGGGAUAAGAUUUGGAGGUCCAUGGGAUUAAAUUGAUACGAAGAGCAUUGGUACAUCAACUCAUUCAGUGGUUAUUCAAGCUUCUUUUCUGGUCAACCUUAUAAUCUGGGCCAUUAAAUUAAAGACUAAAUAGAUAUACACUUCCACCGUUCCACGAGUUAAAAAAUACUUUUUCAUUCUCUUUGUACAUUUUAUAUUACAAAUUUAUAGUGAUAUCCCUUCUAAGUGGCCGUUGAAAGGAGGGAAUUAGUAAUUGUGACACUAAGUUUGUGAUAUUUCAAAAAAAAAAUAAAAAAAUUCAGCCUUUUUCCUUGGCUAAUACUUGAUGAAUUCAUUCUUUGAGCUUUUUCAAGAGAUUCGCUUGACCUUUCAAGAGCUGUUUACUUUUGAUUAAAAAAAGAAAUACUAUUAAAUAUCAAGAUACGUUAGCGUGAUAUAAAGGUGUUAGGUGGUGAAGAUAUGGUCUCAACUCUCAAGUUCUGCUUUAUACACAAGUAGAUAUGUCAGUUGUUAACACAUCUAAGAAUAUCGGAUUCCACUGCUAUUAUGUGGGUGCAAUUGCAUUUUUACACUGGAAUUGCUUGAUUAAGUUGUUAUGUAGUCCUGUGUGAUCUUACAGUGAACAUUGUAACUGGAGCUGUUGUCCACUAGAAUUUUCACUCUCCCCAAGCCACCCUCAAGAAUGGGAGGCACUGAUGCAAAUGUUGGCCCGACACUCAGUUCAAACUGUGUGUUUGGUUUUACUUACAGUUUUUUAUUUGACCAUUAAAUAUCAGGAAAACAACAAUCAUGACUAAUAAGAGUAUAAAGGUGCUAAGUGGCAAGUGUCUGAAUCUCAAAUUUCUUCUUUAUAGGUAGAAAUAAUGUGAGAUUGAAGGGUGCUCAUGUAUCAAUCUACAUCGAAGUCCAAAGCUAUUGUGCGGAUGAAGCUUUUACUGUUGCAUUUAAGCAUGAAUUGUUUGAUUAAGUUGAUAUUGGUCCCGUAAUAGUUUUAUGACUGAAUGUUAUACUAGGAGCAGUUCGCUCGUAGAGUAUAGUCAGCUCCCACUAGCCACGUUGAGGAAUGGUGGGACACCGGCAAAAAGCCAUCUUGCACGUACCGAAAAGAAAAAAGAAUUAGUCAAGAGGAUCAGUGUGCUUUCCUCUGGAGAAAGGACAAUCUUAAGUGGUCAUCCAUGCCUUUAUCUUUUGUUUAUUCUGUUCUUAUGAUGAAAUUGCUUUCCUUUACCUUGAUUGACAGAGAAAGGACAGGGACCAUUCACCAUAACCGCUCCUUGACAAGGACAAUCCCUUUGGUAAUCUUAUUACUUAUAAAGCCGAUAUUAAAAUGCUGAUUCUCCAACAACUGCUGGUGGGAACCAUCUUGGGUGGACGUGUGAGUUUUGAUCCCGAGCACUUCUGCUCAUGUUUAAUAAAACUGGCUUUUGAUACUGUGUAAAGGAUAUGCCGAGUUAAGGUUGCUUUUCUCUUUUUACUACACAUGAGACUUCGAUUUUUAUGUUUUGCUUUAGCUACAUAUUGAUUCCUAGAGAUUAAAGUGUAUGAAUAUAAAUUCUCUGUUCUAUUUAAUUUGACUGAACCUCUAUUUAUUUUCUCAACAUUGAUUUGUUUCGCCGCUGCUGUUAAAUUCAGUUACAGUAUUUUGGCCUUUCAAAGUUUGUGCUAAAAUUGUGUUAGAGACAAGGAAACUUUUGUUGGUGGAUGGCACCAUUAACAAACUGAUCAUUUUUUUUUUGCUUUCUCCUAGUAUGUUAUUGGGGUUGUAAUUUGUUUACAGUGUCAGUGUGAAACGUUAUCAAAGAAUCGGGUAAAAGACCUAUUGCGGUUACUAUUGUUAGAGAGAAACUGAGACAUUUUGACCCGAACGCUCCAGCCACAAAUAAAAAAAAGGGUGUUGAAUCCAUUUUGUAACGCCAUUCUCAGCCGCAAAUCUAACAAAGCACAUGCAAGUGGCAGCUACAUGGUAGUCAAUAUCACUUAACAUCCGAGCUACAAGUAUCUUGCAUGGAUUGAUCCUCUUCACAAGUUCUGAUAUACAUGGAACAAUUAUAUAAAUGAGGUAGCUGGGAAGUCCUAUCAAGAAAAUACAUCAAUCUCUAUUCGACAGCCCCACCGGUCACCGGGCCUCGCAUAUCUUCUCUAGCAAUGGAGCUUUCAUCUUCAAUCCCAGUUAACUAGUCAUGACGCCAUCUGUUUCACGGAGAAAAUUUCUCAUUAAGAACAGUGCAAGUGCAAGCGACCAGUGGCGGAGCCAAGAUUCAGCGGGGUACAGAACACGGUAAAUUCUUGGUCUUGAAUAUCUAAACCGGUCAUUUACGGCUCAAACAGACGGAUAAGAAAGAGAGUGAAAACUGAAGGUAGAUAUAUCAAGAUUGGAAUGUUUGUGAUUCCAACAACAACCAAAGAAUAUCUUCUAGGAACAAAACCAGACAAGUUCAGUUUUUGAGUGAUGAGAUGGAGUUCAAAUGGUCCAAGGAAAGUGGCCAUAUGAGAAUGGGGAUUUCAACUUUUAACCAUAAGUGUUUGUGUGUUGUAGGUGGAUAGGUCAAUGGUGGUAUCUAUUGUCAGUUUAGUCAUUAAAGCACUUAAUUAGCUUCCUCUUCUGUAGACCCUUUAUGGUUUCUGAAAAUGAAAUGUAACUAAAAAUUUAGAGACAUUUAUACAGGGAAACUGUUGUGCUAA
Molecule: messenger RNA, 6164 nt
Organism: Capsicum annuum
Lineage: Eukaryota; Viridiplantae; Streptophyta; Magnoliopsida; Solanales; Solanaceae
Product: pentatricopeptide repeat-containing protein At1g28690, mitochondrial
Exons: 6
Coding region: 631-2208 (525 amino acids)
Biological process (GO): RNA modification
Molecular function (GO): RNA binding; protein binding
Source: RefSeq, a predicted model, not a curated record